This is a messenger RNA of Eimeria mitis, 618 nucleotides long. RefSeq lists its product as uncharacterized. Bases 1 to 618 code for a protein of 205 amino acids. The transcript is spliced from 3 exons. Lineage: Eukaryota; Apicomplexa; Conoidasida; Eucoccidiorida; Eimeriidae. The record is from RefSeq and is a predicted model, not a curated record.
AUGGAGUCGACAGCAUCAGCAGCAGCUGCUGCUGCUCCUGCUGCAGCGGCAGCAGCACCACCAGAUCCUUCUGCAUCAGGGGCGAUGAAAGAAGCAGCAGCAGCAGCACCAACGACUGCAGCAGCAGACACAGCAGCAGCAGCAGACACAGCAGCAGCAGCAGCAGCAGCAGCAGCAGCAGAUACCAGCCUGCUGCUGCUGCUGCCCGAGCUACCCAUUAGCCCCCCAGUAGAGCGAUUGCAGAACAAAGCAGCAGCAGCAGCACCACCAACUGCAGCAGCAGACACAGCAGCAGCAGCAGACAGCUGCUGCAGCAGGUGCAACAACAGGUGCAGCAGCAGCAGCAACAGCAGCAGCAGCAGCAGCAGCAGGUGCUGCCGCAGCAACAAUGGAGUCGACAGCAUCAGCAGCAGCAGCUGCUGCUCCUGCUGCAGCGGCAGCAGCAACACCAGAUCCUUCUGCGUCAGGGGCGAUGAAGGAAGCAGCAGCAGCAGCACCACCAACUGCAGCAGCAGACACAGCAGCAGCAGCAGACACAGCAGCAGCAGCAGCAGCAGCAGCAGCAGCAGCAGCAGCAGAUACAAGCCUGCUGCUGCUGCUGCCCGAGCUACCCAUUAG